Messenger RNA from Coccomyxa subellipsoidea C-169, 1213 nucleotides. Its product is annotated as photosystem II oxygen evolving complex protein PsbP. The record is from RefSeq and is a predicted model, not a curated record. The transcript has 7 exons. The coding region runs from base 76 to 843 and encodes 255 amino acids. NCBI's taxonomy places the organism in Eukaryota, Viridiplantae, Chlorophyta, Trebouxiophyceae, Coccomyxaceae. Gene Ontology annotation, cellular component: photosystem II; extrinsic component of membrane; photosystem II oxygen evolving complex. Gene Ontology annotation, biological process: photosynthesis. Gene Ontology annotation, molecular function: calcium ion binding.
CUUUGCUCCUGCAUCUCGCAGUUGGCUGGAGUUUUCGACCAUUUUCUGCUUGUGCACGUAGGGAGUGCCUUCAAUAUGCAGACUAUCUCCGCCAAACCCUUUGCUGUGGGCCAGGAGCUCAAGGUCAGGGCUCGCAGCACCGCUGUGUCCGCUGUCCGCAGCCCCGUGGUGGUCCGUGCUAGCCAGGACCAGGAGUCGGCCGUCGCAAGGCGCGGAGUUCUUGCCGGUGUGGCAGGAUCCAUUGCACUGCUGUCCGGCGUGAGGCCGUCUGAGGCAGCUUUCGGCGAGGCUGCCAGGGUGUUUGGCUCCAAGGCGACCAACUCCACAGGUUUCGUGCCCUACAGCGGCGAGGGAUUCGCACUCCUGCUGCCCUCCAAGUACAACCCCUCCAAGGAGAAGGAGUUCCCUGGCACACAGCUGAGGUACGAGGACAACGGAGAUGCUGUCAACAGCAUUGCAGUGAUGGUGCGGUCGACCACCAAGAACUCCAUCGAGGAGUACGGCACCCCCGACAAGUUCCUGGACGAGAACAAGAACCUGCUGGGCGCCCAGGUGUUCAAGGGCGAGUCCCGGUCAGAGGGCGGCUUCGCACCCAACAAGGUGUCUGUUGCGUCCCUCUUGGACGUCCAGCAGGCCAAGGACAAGAAGGGCAAGACCUACUACAAGUAUGAGAUCCUCACCAGGACAGCUGACGGAGAUGAGGGUGGUCGCCACCAGCUGAUCACAGCCGCUGUGGGCAACGGAAACCUGUACAUCCUCAAGGUGCAGGUUGGAGACAAGAGGUGGUUCAAGGGCGCUGACGCUGGUGCCAAGGGGACCUGGAACUCCUUCGUGGUGGCCUAAGCACGCCCUUCCUUUGAGUGCAGCCUCCAAAUUCGGUGGCUGGUGCUUUGUGGGGAGAGGAAUCCGCAGGUCAAUCAGCCGCUGUCCACUUACUGCCAGCAUUUGAAGGCAGCCUUUGCAAGCUUGCUCUGAGGUGCUGGAUGGUAGACAUAAGUCACUGCAGCGCAAAAUGGGGAUGAAAUCAUUGAGAAGAUCAUUGGAGGCAGAUUUGGGAGAUUUUGGGAGGAAUAAGUUGAAGCCCAGUUCUGUGCCUUGCCUGUGAUGUCAGCAGCCACUUGCGUAGGAUGCAAGACAUGACGCGAUUCAGCGCAGUUGAGAAGAGAAAUGUCCCGCCAGAACUGCUGUCGACACUGUAAGACAUCUUUCUUGC